UCUCUAUGCCUUAGAGAAACAAAGAGCCUCGAUGCUCGUGCAUGCGACUUCUCUUUCUCUCUUUAGCUACCUCUAUAUCUGUGUCGUCGUCCGCUAGUCUUUCUUCAUUUCAUUUUCUCUCCCAUGGUUUCAUCGAUUCUCUCUUUCUCUUGCUAUUACUAGUUGUUCCACUAUUUCCAAAGACAAAAAAUAACAGUUACCUAUUACUUAUAUCUCUCUCUUCCUUUGAAAUCUUCGUCAGACAAGGCGAUACUAUGGAUAUGAACAUGGGGAGCAUGGAUUCUUCUUCUUCCACACAGAACUGGCUUGCUUUCUCUCUUUCCAACCACCGCCAACAACAACAUCUCAACUUGCCUUCCUCUACUUCUCACCUUUGUCUCUUUGAAGCUUUCACUACUUCCACCACCAUCGCCACCCCAGCAACAACAAACUCUUCAGCAGCAGAAGAAGAUGCAGGUGCAGGUGCAGGUACCACCGUUGGUGCAACAGACUUGUCCAUGUUUAAUGGUGGCCCAAAACUCGAGGAUUUUCUUGGUGGUUCUUCAACCACGACUGGAGCUGGAGCUGCACCCCAACAGCAGUUGCCUCAUCAUCACUUCGCUACUGAAACACCCGUGACUGUCUCUGACACGGAGAUAUACGACUCUGAGCUCAAAACCAUAGCUGCUAGUUUUCUUCGUGGAUUUUCCUCUGAACAAACGGACACUCGCAAACAACGGCAGCAGAAGCAGCAGGUGCCUGCAUCUGAGCCUGCACCCAGAAGAGCUCUUGAUACUUUUGGCCAACGUACCUCUAUCUACCGGGGUGUCACCAGGCAUAGGUGGACUGGAAGAUAUGAAGCUCACUUGUGGGACAAUAGUUGCAGAAGAGAAGGCCAAAGUAGGAAAGGGAGGCAAGUUUAUUUGGGUGGCUAUGACAAGGAGGAGAAAGCAGCAAGAGCUUAUGAUCUAGCGGCUCUCAAGUACUGGGGUGCGACCACCACUACAAACUUUCCGAUUUCUACCUACGAGAAGGAACUAGAAGAGAUGAAGAACAUGACUAGGCAAGAGUUCGUUGCUUCUCUUCGAAGGAAGAGUAGUGGAUUUUCUAGGGGUGCCUCCAUUUACAGAGGCGUCACAAGGCAUCAUCAACAUGGUAGGUGGCAGGCAAGAAUUGGAAGAGUUGCAGGCAACAAAGAUCUCUAUCUUGGGACAUUUAGCACCCAAGAAGAAGCAGCUGAGGCCUAUGAUAUUGCGGCAAUUAAGUUCAGAGGCCUAAACGCAGUGACGAAUUUUGACAUGAGCCGCUACGACGUCAAAAGCAUUGUCAACAGCAAUCUUCCCAUCGGAGGACUUGGCAACAAAACCAAAAACUGCUCUGAUUCAGCUUCUGAUAGUAAAAGCACCGACGACGACCGAGAUCACUCCUCAGCAUCAUCCGCAGUGACCUUUGCAGCUCAGCCUGCUCCAAGCUCCACUCUCAGCUUUGCAGUUCCCAUCAAGCAAGACCCAUCAGAUUAUUGGUCCAGCAUUUUCGGAUACAAUAACAGUACCGCUUCCUUAAGCAGUGCCAAGAACCCUAGUUUGUUUCAUCAGCCAUCAAACAAUGGAUCCGGUUUCCAAAGUCCCACCGAUUUCAAUAUGGAUUUUGGUGGGAAUUCUACAGUCAACGAAAGCAUUAACAAUGGGUUGUUCAAUGUAGGUGGUUAUGUUCAGCAGCAGCAGCAGCAGCAGCAACAGACUUCAACUUCUUCCCUCCCAUUCGCUACACCAAUUGUCUUAAAUAAUAGCGUCAACAAUAAUUAUGAAGGCUCUUCUGGCUAUGGUAGCUGGAAUAUUGCACAAUCUUUGCAGUCUUAUCAAACUGCAAAACCAAGCCUCUCAGUGUUCCAGACACCAAUUUUCGGCAUGGAAUGAGCUCUCACAUACAGAAGAAAAUGUGGAUAAAAAUCUGUGCAAAGGCAAGGCUGAUCAAAGGGAAUUCAAAGUAACUGGUGGGGUGAUGCAUUGCACAGGUGGAGGGAGGGUUAACUUUUUGUUUUGCUUGAAUAGGUGAGGUUGGACUGACAAGCAUUUCAAGGGAGCUGACUGUACUAACUCAAGUUCUUUUGUUAAGGGCCUUUGCUUCCUUUUUCUUUUACUGACAUGAUCUUAUAUAUGGGGUGCAAAUGAAAAAGGAGAUCCUUUUCUCUACUGUUCAGUGCUCUGCUUCCAUCUUGUUACUUGUUAGUAUCAAAUCAUCCCUGAAAAUCCAUUAUCAGUUUUCUAUCGGCCAAGGAUAUUAGGAAUAAAGCCACUUCAUGAAAGGAUUUUUUGCCAAAUAAGUAAAUGCAUCAAUGGGAAAUAUCGAUUAUCUUGUCCUCUAAAUUCCAUUUUUCUCUAAAAA
Molecule: messenger RNA, 2364 nt
Organism: Durio zibethinus
Lineage: Eukaryota; Viridiplantae; Streptophyta; Magnoliopsida; Malvales; Malvaceae
Product: AP2-like ethylene-responsive transcription factor AIL5
Biological process (GO): regulation of DNA-templated transcription
Molecular function (GO): DNA binding; DNA-binding transcription factor activity
Source: RefSeq, a predicted model, not a curated record